UGAAGUUAUAGUAGGGUUAUCUUGAUUAAUCUAUGAUUUUUGCAAUCCCUUUGGGUAUAAUUUCGUUUGAUUCACAUCUAAUGUAAUUUUGAUUCGUUAUAGAGCUAAGAAAAUCUAAUAUUUGAUAUCAUGUUGGAGCCUCUAGUGGGAAAACUUAAUAAAAUGAGAAUUGUUCUUGCUAGCAGUUCCAAACAACGUGAAACUCUUCUCAGGAACACAGGGUUGGAUUUCGAAGUGUAUCCUUCGAAUUUUGCGGAAAAUUUGAAUCCAGACGACUACACUUUCAAAUAUUUUGUGGAAACUACUGCUCAAAGGAAAACGGAAAAUGUUUAUGAAGAAUUGAAGAAUGAUGAAAAGAAGCCUGAUUUGAUUAUAGGAGCAGAUACAAUGGUCACGUAUUGUGGAAAAUUGUUCGGAAAACCAAAGGAUAAUUCAGAAGCUAAACGAAUGAUUAAAGAUCUAACCCAGAAUGAUAAACCCCAUGAGGUUUAUACAGGAGUAGCUAUAUGGUAUGAAGGAAAAAUUUAUACAUUCUCCGAAAUGACUAAAGUACAUAUGACAAAUUUGACAGACGAUGAAAUAGAAAAUUACAUAUUGACUAAAGAACCGAUGGGCAAAGCAGGAGGGUAUGGAAUACAAGGUUUGGCUGGCACCUUUGUAGAACGGAUCGAAGGUGAUAUAAAUAAUGUUAUUGGUUUGCCUUUGUGUCGACUUGUUAAGGAAUUGAAACAGAUUGUGACAUUAUAGAUUAAUUCAAUGAGACUUUCUGAGAAAAGUACAAAUAGUGCAGCAAUAGUUGAAAUUGAUGCUUUCUAUAGUUCAUUGAGACAUUUCUUUUAUAAAUAGAAUGAAAUAUCAAAUAUUAGCAGAA
Molecule: messenger RNA, 871 nt
Organism: Harmonia axyridis
Lineage: Eukaryota; Metazoa; Arthropoda; Insecta; Coleoptera; Coccinellidae
Product: dTTP/UTP pyrophosphatase
Exons: 4
Coding region: 130-747 (205 amino acids)
Molecular function (GO): nucleoside triphosphate diphosphatase activity
Source: RefSeq, a predicted model, not a curated record